Molecule: messenger RNA, 390 nt
Organism: Papaver somniferum (opium poppy)
Lineage: Eukaryota; Viridiplantae; Streptophyta; Magnoliopsida; Ranunculales; Papaveraceae
Exons: 1
Coding region: 1-390 (129 amino acids)
Source: RefSeq, a predicted model, not a curated record
AUGUUUUGGUUAACUGAACCCGUGUCUAAGCUUUCUGAUCAUGAUCAAAGUCUCUUUGUAGCUAUCUUGUGGUCCAUUUGGACUAGUAGAAACAAUUUCAUUUUCCAACAUUUGAAAGAAAAUCAUACUACUGUCUUAGCUAGAGACAGAGCUAUGCUCUUAACUAGGAAAAUUGGCCUUACUGCUUCCACUACUACUUCUGUCAGUAUUUGUGAUCAUUGGAUACCCCCCUUUUUUGGAUGGAUUAAAUGCAAUACUGAUGGUGCAUUUGAUGAUACUUUUGGAGCAAAUGGUGCAGGGUAUGUGAUGCGUGACUUCUCAAGAAAAGCUUCCUUUUGUGCCUCAAUAGUCUUUCAGUCUGCUGAAGAAGUUGAAGCCAGAGCCAUUUGA